AUGGUCCAACUUUUCCGAGGUGUCGACUAUGUGUUCUGCUACAUCCUGAUAAUUUCAAACUCAGUGGAAAAGCAUAAGCAACACGUGAACAAUGUCCUACGUAUCCUGAAAGCAAACGGCCUCAGGAUUAACCACAAAAAAUGCAAUUUUCAAAAAACGGCGGUGCUGUUUUCAAGCUACACAGUUAAUGGCAACGGUGUUAAACCUCCAGAGGAUCGCGUCAAGGCGAUCGCAGAGUACGAUCUGAGCCUGACGUAUGAUGCCUCCGACACAGCCAUCGGUGCGGUACUGGAGCAUUACAACAGAGGUACACUAGAGCCCCUAGGUUUCUUUUCGAAAAAGCUUAGUGAAACGUAA
Molecule: messenger RNA, 357 nt
Organism: Drosophila montana
Lineage: Eukaryota; Metazoa; Arthropoda; Insecta; Diptera; Drosophilidae
Exons: 2
Coding region: 1-357 (118 amino acids)
Source: RefSeq, a predicted model, not a curated record